Zymoseptoria tritici IPO323 is the source of this 2823-nucleotide messenger RNA. RefSeq lists its product as uncharacterized. Gene Ontology annotation, molecular function: GTP binding; GTPase activity. Lineage: Eukaryota; Fungi; Ascomycota; Dothideomycetes; Mycosphaerellales; Mycosphaerellaceae. The record is from RefSeq and is a predicted model, not a curated record. Gene Ontology annotation, biological process: mitochondrial fusion. Bases 4 to 2823 code for a protein of 939 amino acids. The transcript has 2 exons. Gene Ontology annotation, cellular component: mitochondrial outer membrane.
GCAAUGAGUUCGAGCAAACCGCACGGCGAUGGCCUGUCCGAUCGAGGCGGAAGCGAAGGCGCCUCCGCCACUCGACGAGGCCCUGCUCUACGGCCUCAGUAUAUGACUGUAGGAUCUGGGUCCACAUCUGAGAGCGCCGCACGACUUCAGGCGAUCUUGGACGAAGAUUCUGGAUAUGGAGGAAGCGUCACGGGCGACGAGUCGAUGCAGAAUGUAUGGCAUCCGGGUCCAACGGCCGAUCGCUUCACACCAGAACACACACCACUUGGACCUGGCGAGAGCAAUCCUGCCUCAGAGCACGAAAAGCAUGCGCUCGCAAGCCAUGUGCAUCAGCUGUUCUACAACCAGAACCGUACGGCGCUUGGCCGCGCGAUCAACCAGACGGUGGAGACAUUGAAAAAGUUGCAGGAGAUGAAUGCAAAAUGGCCAGCGCAUUAUCCGACCGUACAGCGACCACCAUCACCGCCCGCCGCGAGACCGGAUGCUCGGCCUGGGAUGAUACAUACACAGUCGACUGUGGGUGUCGAUCGCGCAGUCGCACCGUCUGUCCGUCCUAAGCCUCCACAACGUGCUGGAACAUCUCUAGGAGAGCUUGGCGAGCACCCGUCACCAACACCCGAAGCAACCUCGCCUAAAGUCGAGCCACGGCUCGUCACACCACAGCUUGCUCGAGAGUUCUCAGUACUCAAGAUCGAAUUGAAGAUGGAGGGACUGCCGCAAGCGGAAAUUGUACACUCGCUCGAAAAGGCAUCUGUGGCCUCUCUGUUGGACAAUCAGAUCAACAACAGCAUACGGCAUCUCUUUGCCCUGCGAGAACGAAUCGAGGACACCUCCAGCAAAGUCCUGGUAACAGGUGAUCUGAACGCUGGCAAGUCGACCUUUUGCAAUGCUCUUCUGCGGAGGAAGGUCCUUCCUGAGGAUCAGCAACCUUGCACAAGCAUUUUCUGCGAGGUGCUGGAUGUCCGAGAGAAUGGUGGCAUUGAGGAGGUUCAUGCAAUUCCUCAUGGGUCAUCUUACAACAGGAACGAUGAGAGCUCGUACCGGGUCUUCCAAUUGAAGCAGCUUGAGGACAUCGUGGUUGAUAGCGACCACUACUCUAGCUGCAAGAUCUACAUCAAGGACAUCCGGACUGUCGACCAGUCAUUGCUAAACAAUGGCGUGGUUGACAUUGCUUUGAUUGACGCCCCUGGUCUGAACAACGACUCACUGAAGACCACUGCGGUAUUUGCUCGACAAGAAGAGAUCGAUGUUGUCGUGUUCGUUGUUUCAGCCGCCAACCACUUCACAUUAUCCGCAAAGGAGUUCAUCUUCAACGCUGCUCAGGAGAAGGCUUACAUGUUCAUGGUCGUCAACGGCUUCGACAACAUCCGCGAUAAGAAUCGAUGUCAAGAGAUGAUCCUCAAGCAGAUUGCUCAUCUGAGCCCCGCCACGUUCAAGGAGUCUUCCGAGCUCGUUCAUUUCGUUUCUAGCAAUGCCAUACCAGUCUCAUCACCCCCAGGUGGCCCCGGCGGCAACAUCGGCGCUGGUGGCUCAGGUGGCGGCGCAUCCUUCGAUGGUGGCGAUGACAGGCCUGGACCCGAUCAUGAUGACGAUGAGCCGUCCGGUAAGCACGGCGAUUCUGGUACUCCACCGGAUAAGAAAGGCAAAGGGAAGCAGAAAGAGGCCGAGAACGACUUUGGUGAGCUAGAAGCAUCACUCAGACGAUUCGUACUCGAGAAGCGAGCUCGAUCGAAGCUGGCGCCUGCGAAGACGUAUCUUAUGAAUGUCCUGGGUGACUUGGGCACUCUAGCCACGGUGAACAAGGACGUCGCACAGAAUGAGCUCGACCGUGUUACUGAAGAGCUCCGCAAUCUGGAACCCGUGUUUGAGAAGUCGAAGAAAGCACGAACCGAGGCCGACGAAGCUGUCGCGAAUAACAUCGACCAGACAUCGAACGACGUCUACGCUUUGACACGAUCGAGCAUCACCGACAUCAUCUCUCGAGUGGCAGAGAGCGAUCUCGGAGUCGAAUAUCCGGGCGCUUUUGGCGCGUAUAACUAUGCCGAUGACCUCAAAGCGGCAAUGUUGAAUCAAAUCACGGAAACUGUACGAUGGUGCGAGGAGCGUGCGAGGGAGAAGACGGUUCAAGGCGUCAGUGGUAUCAAAAAUCUCGGCAUCAUGCAUCUACAGGACAAAUACGUGGAUCUCACAUUCCGAUCAGAGAAGAUGUUCAGAAGUCGCCGAGAUGCUCUCGCUCGACAGGUUGACUUCGAAGCGGAGAUCUGGGACUUCUUCGACGUCGCAGGUUUGUGGCAACGGCAAGAAAAAGUGGCCGGUACAAGCAUGGCCGUUACAGUCGCCGGCGUUGUGGGUGGCCGAAUGCUCGGUGGUGUAGGGUGGAUGGACGGCGCUCUGACUGCGACAAAAUUGGUUGGAUCGAGCAAUCUCCGGCGACUAAUCAUCCCGGGCUUGAUCUUGGCUGUCUCCCUCAGUAUAUCCUACGCGGUCUCCCAGAUCCCUAACUCCCUUCCCAAACGGCUCAGCACCAAGCUCUCCGCCCAACUCGCCGCGCUUGACUACACCCACUCAAACGCGCACCGCAUCAGCUCCGAAGUCCGCCGCGCGCUCAAGUACCCGGCCGACAAGCUCCGCGAGGGACUGCAGCGCAGCGUCGAGCAUAUCCAAGAACAGAAAAAGGAGACCGACAAGAUCAAGACUGAGAGCGAGGUGGCCAGGAAAUACUUUGGCAAUCUGGUGCGGGAGAGCGCGGACAUCCGCAUUCGAGUUCAGAGAGUGGACCUGGAGGGUCCGGCGCCGGGCAUCGCGGCGAGUUAUGACAUGUAA